Molecule: messenger RNA, 1386 nt
Organism: Seminavis robusta
Lineage: Eukaryota; Bacillariophyta; Bacillariophyceae; Naviculales; Naviculaceae
Source: the annotation of a GenBank genome assembly
AUGCCACGAAUGUCCUGUCUCUUGAUAUUGGCAGUGGCCACAGUGCUGCUUGACAAGCCAACGUAUGGAUUCCUUGGCAACCACCUUUUGUUUGGCUCCUUGAAAAAGAACAAGCUCCAACAAACGCUUUUUCGUUCCACAACCAGUCCAUCCCCUCCUUCGGUACAACACCAAAAAGACGAUGAUGAUGAUGAGGAUACAGCAGCUCAUCUCCUUCGAUCCGUGACAAUCUGCAACAUUCCAAGAGAUCAAGAACCAGAAUUACUCUGUGACUUUCUGAUGGAGAUUGGCGCCUGUUCCACGGCCAUUACCGACUCGGAUCGAGGCACCGAUCGAGAACAACCACUCUUUGGAGAGCCCUUGAGCAAUAGAGAUCCCUGGCAGGACAGUUUGCAGUGGGCCGCGCCUAUUUGGAAUCGAUGCAAUGUCACGGCUCAUUUUCCCUCCAGUAUUGAUCUACAGGGAAUUGUAGAACUGAUUGCAGACGUCUUUCCGGACCAAUAUCCUCUUCAGGAAUAUGCCGUCGAUCAAGUGCCGAAUCGAGAUUGGGUGGUCCAUGUACAACAAUCUUGGAAACCCAUUCUGAUUGGGCCCUAUGUACUCCGAUUUCCAUGGCAUUCUCGACAGGAUGUAGAUCAAGCUAUUCAGGACAACAAUAAUCCAGACAACCACAACAAAAACAACGAUAAGCGAGUAGAACUUCUAUUGCAAGGUGGCAUUGCCUUUGGGACGGGAGAGCAUCCAACCACACAACUAUGUAUGGAAUGGAUUCACCAUCAAGUCGACAAAUUGUUGCAGUCGUCGUCAUCAUCAUCAUCAGCAGCAGCACAACAACAACCAAUCACCAUUAUGGACUAUGGAGCUGGCUCGGGAAUUUUGGGCAUGGCGGCUUGUGCAUUGGAUCGCCAACGAGUCAGGGCCAUUGGCGUGGACAUUGACGUGGAUGCCAUUCACAUUGCCAAUGCCAAUGCAGCUAUCAAUGGCGUCAACAUGCAAUCCUAUUUACCACCACUCGUGGAAACUGCUGACGAUGAAUCCAAAAGCCUCCUCUUGAAGGCCCAUGCACAUGCCCAAAAACAGCUGCAGGGCGAUGAUGAUGAUGAUGAUUCCAGCAGUGAUGCAUGUAGUAAUCUAGUCUUGUCCAAAGACCUUGGAAAAGCCGUCUACGACAUGGCCGUGGCCAACAUCUUGGCGGGUCCCCUGGUGGCACUAUCCUCCACAAUUGCCUCCUUGGUUCGUCCAGGGGGGCAACUGGCCAUGAGUGGAAUUUUGACACAGCAAGCCGACAUGGUGGUGGAUGCCUAUAAAGAGUACUUUGAAGACGUCAAGGUGGAACGGGAACUAGAUGGUUGGAUUCUUGUCACAGGUGUGAGGAAACAACAGUGA